This is a messenger RNA of Myxocyprinus asiaticus (Chinese sucker), 1688 nucleotides long. RefSeq names its product intraflagellar transport protein 46 homolog. The transcript has 5 exons. The record is from RefSeq and is a predicted model, not a curated record. Gene Ontology annotation, cellular component: intraciliary transport particle B; centrosome; motile cilium. NCBI's taxonomy places the organism in Eukaryota, Metazoa, Chordata, Actinopteri, Cypriniformes, Catostomidae. Bases 45 to 443 code for a protein of 132 amino acids. Gene Ontology annotation, biological process: intraciliary transport; cilium assembly.
GUGACAGAUAGGGAACUCCAACUACUGUACACUACACAAGACCCAUGCCAGACAUUGACAAUUUGAUGCAAGAGUGGCUGCCUGAAAUUGAGGAACUUUUGAGGAAGGUGAAUCUACCCACAGCAGACAUUGACUGUGAUUAUGUUGACAUUAUUUGUGGAAUCCUGGACAUUCCUGUGUACAAGAACCAAAUUCACACACUUCACAUCCUGUUCAUACUCUACUCCGAAUUCAAAAACUCACAGCACUUUAAAUCUGUAGCAGAGGGCCAGAAAUCUGAAGCACCAUCUGCUUCACGAAUAGCAACUGCUGAUUUCAGGGGCGUAGCAAUCAUUUCAGAAGUGAGGGGAACAGAACGAUUACCGCAAGACGAACAUAAAUAUAUAAGGUAUAUUUUUAAGGCUCUCAAUCGAUUAAAAUCUUUUAUUGAAUUAAUUACAUGAUUGACCAGUGAAUUUUAACUUUUGCAUUUACACAUUUAGACAUUUGCUGUAUGAAAGACACAGCGUAAACACAUUUACCCUGUGAAAAAGUGUGGGGGACGAACUUUGGUUUUAUUGAAAGUGUGUGGGACAUUUCCCCAGCAUCCCCGCGUAUUCUACCCCCAUGGCUGAAUUAGAAAGACCCACUUUGGACUGAGGUUGCUUUUUCUUCCUCAUUGCUUGUUGGGCACGGCCUAUUUUCUAACAUCCUGUUUUGUUCUAAGCUGUUGCGCCACCAGUUGUGCUCUGUCAUAUUAAGACAUCUUACAUUGCAAAACUGAUGAAGACUAGCAUGAUCCACAUUGUGAUGUUUUAAUCACUAAAAUUGGAUUUUUAUAAAAAGUUAUUUCCUCAAACUGUAGACUUGAAAUGUGUUGUCAAAUAUAAUGUAUAAAGGUUGAUCAGAAUCAUCCAACUUCAACAAUAGUAAAGGAGCUCAGUCACAGGUGGGCAGCUUUUGGGUUGAUGAUGGUAACCCAAAGGUUACAAGCUUAAAAUCUACAGUUGUAAUGUUGACUACCAGAAUUUUAGGAGCCAUAUUUCUGAUUAGUAUUAUUUCAAUUUAUUAUUAUAAUUUUUUGUGUUCUUUAGACAUUUAAUGUUGUUUAUUUCUUUAUUCUAUACAACUGUAUAUAUUUCGUUUGCUUAUUGGAUAAUGUUUUUUGGUUAUUCUGUGCAUGUUCAUUAAGGUCAGCCAGAAGGAUGUGCAGAGUGUAGGUGCUGUUUUACAUAGUGAAGAGACGAAGUGUGGAAUAAUACAAGCUUUUGACCGUAAUCCUCAACAAAGUAAAGUAGAAAGUUGUCAAAGUAAGUCAAUGAAUAAGUUGUUGAAAAACUAAGUGGAUGCUGUGAAGAUGGAAGAAAUGUGAAUCUGUUAAGUAAUAAACAAGGAUAAAGAUUUCAUGGACUCCCGAGUGUGAAUGCUUAACCAAGACGGUAAGAAUUAAGGAUACGAGUCAAAACUUGGAAUAACUGGAUGUCUAUCACAUGGCCUUACAAGAAUAUAAACUAAAAAGCUAUAGACUUCUUAUAAAACAAUUGUGCCAUUUAACCCUUCCAUGCAGUUGACAAUCAAGUAACACUGCAGUACUUAGCGGGCCAAAUUGACCCGGAUCAUUAAAUCACAGUUCAGCAAUCACAAUUUGCAAAUUUCCCCCCAACAAUGAUAUUUAUCAUUAAUAACUAGACUAUAACUAAUUUACAAAU